GGCUGCAGUCUUCUGUCUCUCUCACAAACAAAUGAGCUCCGGAUCGAAAUCUGUUCGCAACUGACAAUAUUAUUAUUUUGUCAAACGAAUACUUCUUUAUCCUAGAUCUGUACCAUGAUUCAAAUAAUAGUCCUAAUGCAACAGUUACAUUUAAAAAUGUAAGGUUUCUUUUCUUUAUUUUAUUAAUCUUUCUAAAAUGUUGAUGUGAGGAAAAUGUAAAUUUUCAUCUCGUUAAACUUGCUGAAAGGGUUGACAUUAUGACCCGUUAUACCCAUAUUGUAUAUUUUGGUGGCUGAUUAUUUUUUUUGGAAGUGAAAUCUCAUUAAUAAUGUGGACGCGAUUUACACUCAAGUUUCUCCUCGGUAUAUUAGCUGCGAUUGAAAUUCAGCCUGCCCCAGAAGAGCUGUGUCCUCGACAAGAGCCCCUUCCUGGAGUCUUGGUCUUGAAGUUAGGAAGCAAUGUUGUGUUUGGCUGCAGAGGCGAUAUCACUGUGGACGGUGUGCCGUUGGCUUCGGCCAGUGUCAUGAAUAAAAAAUACAGAACCAAGCAGAGAGAAGACAUCACUGUCAGCUGGACAUCCCAAAAAGGUUAUGCUAACGCUACACAGCUAACCAGUAUGAAGGGAAAUGCUACAACUGGGACAUACCAAAAGACUGAUUCUGCUAUGUAUACCAAAGCUAAAGGGGACACAACGGUCACCGUUAAACCACCUGUAACCAUAAGAAAGGAACAAACCACUUCUAGACGUGUUUUGCGUGCUGUCACUCAAACUACUGGACAGGAGGAAGAGGUCUUUGGUAUCACCAUGGGGACAGAUUUUGAGCAAGAUGAUUAUGAGGACUAUGAUUAUGAAGAGGAACGGUCCAGGGUGACAAGAGGCAUCAAAAAGCGAACACGCUGGACUCUAAAUGGACGACAGGUGCAUGCUGGAGUGGAAAGGGGAGGGAUUUUAAGACGGCCUCAUCUCAGCUGGGCAGAUGCUGGGAAUUACAGCUGCUACAGAGGAGAGAGACUCAUUUCCACAGUCAGAAUCAGCGUGGGGGUACCCCCAGAGAGACCCACUGUCUACUGCUACAGGAAGUUUCACACAAGUAAAGUCCGCUGUGAUUGGACAUCCAAAAAUCCAGUAACCCCACGGCCACUGUGUCACCUACUUCUUAUUAGAGGAUUGUUUGGCAAUGCCACUCGUGUGUCUUGUUCAUUCUCCCGCUCCCGCUGUUGGUGUGCUUUUCACGUGGAGGAGGGUGACAGAGCUCUCCAUGCAGCAAAACUGUGCGUGUCUAACACAGCAGGCAGUGCCAUGAGCCCUUACCUCAGCUUCAAGCUGCACGACAUCAUUAAGCCAGACCCUCCGACCCGAGUGGUGGUGAGAGCAGUCGAGGGCCAGAAGCAUAUGCUUAAAGUAGCCUGGUCGUAUCCCAGUUCCUGGAAGCAUGGCUUCUAUGCCUUGCAUUUCCAGCUGAGAUACCGACCACAACUCAAAGAGCAGUAUCAGUCAGUGCUGAUAGAUGACAGGACGGACAGACAAGUGUCCUGGACGAUUUAUGAUGCUCUGCCACACAUUCAGUAUGAAGUGCAGCUCCAGGCCAAGGAUGAGUUCGACGGCCUCUGGAGUGAUUGGACUGACACGGUCUAUGCAGUCACUUGGACAGCUCCUGAGAUGACUACUACCUCUGAGAGCAUUACUUUGGAGCCCCGUGAGAUGUUUCCUGAAGGUUCAGGAGGAUCUGGAGAAGACCCUUGUGUAGGUUCAGUGGCAGUAGAUGGAGCUGAUGAUAUUGAAUAUGCUACAGUGUGGCUGUAUGUGUCAUGUGUUUUUGGGCUGUGUUUUCUUGUAGUCUUCACCAUGCUCACAGUCUGCUUACACAGGAAUAGGCUGCAUUUCAUGUCUAGAAUAGGAAAACAGACUUUGCCCUUUGCAUUCUUCCUUCAUUUGCCUCGACCUUUUCCUGCUCCUGUUCACUCUGAGCAGCUUCCAGAGGAGGGAAAUUCACUGAUGUCUCCUCCCAAACACAGCCAGCGAGACUUCCUUCCUGUUCAGCAAGAGCUGCAAGAGGGCAUUCAUCUGCAUAACAUGGAUUAUUUCCUGUCUCCAGGCACUGAGGGUGUGCCAUGGACCAUAGACAGACAUGACUAAAUAGAAGAAAAAUACUGUGAUAGACUAAGAAUCACAGACUGGGUUUUGUAUUCAGUAACAGUAUUGUGAGUGGGAAAACUCAAUGUUGAGUGUUAUUGUAUAGACAAAGUAAUUCAUCUUGCCCUACAUUGUUUUUGACUACUAUCAGAACCAUUUGUAAAUAAGAAUUUUGGAAAAAAAAAAUGCCUGCCAUCUGUUGACCAUGCCAAUCUCAUAUGUGAAGCUAAAGCACUCUUAUAAGUAGCUCUGAAUAUGAGUGUCUUCUAAAUGCCUUACAGGAAUGUUAAGAUAAU
Molecule: messenger RNA, 2430 nt
Organism: Sinocyclocheilus anshuiensis
Lineage: Eukaryota; Metazoa; Chordata; Actinopteri; Cypriniformes; Cyprinidae
Gene: il6r
Product: interleukin 6 receptor
Exons: 10
Coding region: 329-2137 (602 amino acids)
Biological process (GO): immunoglobulin mediated immune response; cytokine-mediated signaling pathway
Cellular component (GO): membrane; external side of plasma membrane
Molecular function (GO): cytokine receptor activity; protein binding
Source: RefSeq, a predicted model, not a curated record